GUGCUGCCGACCACUGAUGUACGUGUUAGGGAAUGCUCACAGUAAGACUUUUUCCGACCGAAUUCGAUCCUAAUUAUGGCAGGAUGCUUACAAAACGCGUCUGAUUAUGUCCUUAGAUCAGAUUGCUGCCCUGGAGGGUGUGGCCGGACAGUCUGUUGUGUCUCAGGAUUGGCCACGGUUCUUUUCCAUGCUCCGCAGUUUUGCGAUCACAUGUGUCCCUGCAGCACUAGUGAACAGCGGUUUGAAGUAUUUCCAGACCAUCAUCAGUCUUGCGUUUAGGCAGAGGCUUACCGAGCAUCUUCAUCAGCGAUAUUUGGCGAAUCGAGUUUACUACGUAGCGUCUACAUUAGGAGGGUUGUCUAAUGCAGAUCAGCGCAUCACGGAGGAUGUGGAGAAGUUUUCAUUUGCAGUAAGCGAAUUGUUCUCGUACACGUUCAAGCCGGUGCUCGAUAUCGUACUCUUCACAAGAUCAUUGUCAAAAACAAUAGGUUACAAGGGGCAGUUUUUCCUGUACGGAUAUUUCGUGUUCUGUUCAGCUUUGCUGCGCGCCAUCAGCCCUCCACUGGCAUUGAUGACUUCGCAAGAGGCAGCUCUUUCUGGCAAUUUCCGGAAUGCUCAUCAGAGGCUCGUCGCUCGUGCAGAAGAAGUGGCGUUUAAUGACCCGCCAGGAGGAGAUACGGAGAGAUUAAUACUCAACGAUCAUCUGGAGCGCCUCCUGCGUCAUGCACGCUUAUCUGCAUUCCAAAAGUUCUGGCAACAGGUUGCGGAUGGGUAUAUGGUAAAAUAUGCAGCCUCAAUUAUUGGCCUCAGUGUUUAUGCUGCUCCUAUCUAUCUGAUGCCCAAGGAAAAGGCGAGUCAAGCGGAGUUGACGGGCGCCUACAUCAGGUCCAUGCGUCUUAUGAUGAACACAUCAACAGCAAUUGGCCAGCUUGUACUGCUCUACAAACGCAUCACAGCACUGGCAGGAUUCACCUCAAGAGUAUCUGAGCUUAUGGAAUCGGUGAAACAGCUGAGCACGAAGGAAGGCCAGAAGAGAUUGUCAUGGAUGAAAGCUGUGGACCCCGUUGAUCCUGCGAAGGACAAAGGGGAGCAAGAGUCGAUGAUUGAUGGACAAUUGAAUAAUCAUUCCGUCUCUCCUGCUAGCCUAAAGAGAGAAUUAUCUCCACCCCGCUUCCUCUAUGGGCCAAUCAUCAAGUUUGAAGGAGUCACUAUCUCUGCUCCGGAUGAGCAUUUGCUUGUUAGAGAUUUGACAUUUGAGGUUGCUCCUGGCCAGUCUGUCAUGAUCAUGGGUCCAAAUGGCAGUGGGAAGUCGUCCCUGUUUCGGGUUCUUGCAGAGCUGUGGCCACUUCAGAGUGGAGUGAUUACGAGGCCGCCUCGUGGAGAGAUUUUUUACCUCUCACAGAGACCUUACGUUGCAAGCGGGACUUUGAGGGACCAAGUGAGGUACCCCACUCCCCCGCAAAGGUUGAUGACAAUGGUGAAUAGGCGAUACCACUCUUCACGGCGCCGAUCAUCGACUGCUGCUAGCUUUUCUUCUGGCUCUUUAACAGAGGAGGAAUUUGACAAGGCUGAUGACCGGAGAGUCUUGCAAGCACUGGAAGCGACAGAGAUUGCGUACUUGGUAGACAGAGGGAGGGGGCUCGACCAAGUGCAGAGCUGGGAGGAGACAUUGUCUGGUGGGGAGAGACAGCGACUUGCAAUUGCACGUGUUCUUUACCAUAGGCCAAAGUAUGCAGUUUUGGAUGAAUGCACAUCUGCUGUGAGCGCCGAUGGUGAAGCGAAACUGUACGAGAGGCUACAAGAUGCGAAGAUCACAUUGUUUUCAAUUGCGCACAGACCUGCGCUUAAAAAGUACCACUCAUCAAUUCUCGUGUUUGAAGGAAGCCAGAUGGGUCAUGGAUGGAGGUUUGAGAAGAUGCAGGCAGAGCAACGGCAGGAUGGAGAAUGCCAAGAAAAGGCAAAUGGAGUGAGCAGCAAGCAUGAAGGGAGCUAACCAGCGGAUGAGAUUGUCAUUGACGGCACCAAGCGUGAGAGGCCAGGUCUGGCUGCCUCGAGAGCCAUGAGGGAGGACGAGGAGACAUGAGCGAGGAACAGGAAGAGAAGAGAAAGGUGAAGAAGAGGCUGCAGGAGAGGGCGUGAUGCCGACCUCAGUCAGUUUCAGAAAUGCGACAUUCUGUUGUUAGGGAUGUCCAUGUUGUUCUCAUUGUUGAUCAAUUGGCAGGCAGGCAGGAUUCGGCCAGCUGUGAAAGUACUCACCAUCUCCAUGUUGACAACGAGUUGCAAGUUCUAAGAUCUGGUUAUGGGCCAUGGCCUCUGGUUCUUCGUAUGCAGAUUGCUGCUAGUAGGGCCAGUAAGUUGUGGCUCUUCCUGCGCAUUAAACUGGCGUUCAGCGCCGUUCACGAUCUGAUUGUUCACAAUGAGUUGCAAGUUCUGAGUUCUAGCUACAGGUAAUGGCCUCUGAUGCAGUGAUUCGUCGUCAGCAGAUCGCUGUGACAACGGAGCGCUGUCUUCUAUGCACUGCCUGCUUUCCUGUCAGACCGUUGUUACACGGCGGACUAUGAUUUACACAGCCAUGUCGAUGGGUAGGAUGCCGACACACAGAUCAACAUAAGUAUGUGGAGGCAGUGGAGGAGUCAUGCUCUCAUGAUCUGUUUCGUCCUCCUGCGCUGCCUCUCUCUCUCUCUUCGAGUUGUCGCUCUCACUGUGCAGUCGUCACCAUCACUGUCGACUCGUCUCCACCAUUUGUCAGACGUGCCGUCUGGCGUCAGCCCUCUGUUAAUCUUCUCUCCACCGUCAGAUCUGUGAUGUUUGCGAUUUCUGAGCCACAGCUAUUGUUGGCCUCAGCGUCCAUUUCAUUGUGUGUAGAUUUUGUACUGAAAAAGGGAGGAAACAGGCUUUCCCCCCUUCCCCCCUCCUUCCAUCCAGUUGGAUAUUUCCUUGUGCCAGGUUGCAUUUUGAAGUGAGAGCAUUAUGACCACCCACCCACCAUAGCCGUCCCUUGCAUUCACGAGGGUCUGGCAACGUGCCCACAUUCGACGUAUGGAACGUAAAGCGGCAGAUGGGUCUCCUCUGGAUCUCCCCGUCUGCGGUCUCGUUUUCUUAACUUUUCUAUAUAGAGGGAGGGGGGACGAGCGGGGAGGAGCGACUCGCGUUUUGGAGGGGAUGUGGAUUGAUAACUCUUCAAGAACUCGGAGUCGGGUCAACGUCCAAAGGGCUGAACGAAUUGUCGGAAUACGGCGAAUCGGGACUCGAUAGUUGAAAUCGGUCGUGGCCGGUUAAUCGGGAAGGUGGUGUCAGAUUAUGUCUGAGGACUGAGGAGAAGUAGUUGUGCCCGCCACAGAUCACUUGCAUUCGCAGGGGAACUUGUACUUGAAGCUCAUAGGGUUUGAUCCAUAGAAAAAGGAAACCGUGUGUGCAGUGUCGGCGGAGGAAGGGGGUACUCUUAGGGUUUGAUGUAUAGAAAGAGGAAGCCUUGUGCGCAGUGUCGGCGGAGGACGGGGCUUGUCGCAGCUGCAGCGUUAGGUAGACGGAGCCUGUGAAAGCCGUAAUUGUCACGCCUACUUGCAGAGCAUGUUGUCGUCUAUGCGGUCUUUGACUGAAAUAUUUUACGCUUAUCCAUCUCAAUCAUUCAUCGUCGAAUGUGUGGACUAAGUGCUCAACCACGUUCGCCUGGAGACUGUGUGCCCUCGCUGCUCAGCCUCUGCCGAGAAAGCUUCCUAGUUUGGAAAGAUUUCUAGGUGACGUGCAGAAGUUUACCCAAAAGGGAAAGUUCUCUCUUUGAGUCUUUGCAGAUUGAUUACAGCUCGGAAACGGCCGUCUUCUGAGAUGCAUGAAUCUGAGGGUUGGGCGCACCCCUGGUCGUUUUUAGUCAUUGAGACCCCCCUCGCUAUUUGACCGAGUUCACUGCAGCCUGUGUUUUGACAUGGGUAAGCUUAUUUUACUACCCCUUUUCUUAGCAAACAAAUGCCCCCCCCCCCCCCCCCCCCCCCCCCCCGGCCCCCCGGCUAUUUGACCGGGUUCAUAGGAACCUGUGUUGUGACAUGGGUAAGGCUGUUGCAAUCCUUCUUUUUUCUUAGUUCUUAGCAUACAAUCGAAGACGUCAACGGUCCAAGACUUCAUCUAUAUUCAUCAAGUGUUGGAUAUAUUCAGAAAGGCUUCAACACUUGAAGCACCACUGGAAGAUAGACGUACGCCAGUUGGGAGUGGGAAUGGGUGAGCAGCAUACACACUGGGAAGUCUGGACAGUGUCACUCUGCGUUUAUAAGACGCAGGUGCACUGUGCUGCUUGACGAGUCAGAAUGGCUGAGAGCAUCGGUAUGUGGUCUAUCUCGACCGACGACCAGCGCAGACGAUCGGUCAUUUUUUUCGCAGACGGAGCAAUGAUCUGCGACCCGGUUUGUGUAUACAGCCGAUGACGACAACGACACUUAAGCUGAUGGCGCAAGGGAAAAGAUGCUCUGCUGAGCAGAAGGCUACUGGGUUGAUGAGGAAGGAAGAGAGAGGAGGAGGAAGAGAAAGAGAGGAGGAGGAGGAAGAGAGAGAGAGAGAGAGGAGGAGGAGGAGGCUCCUAAGAGAAUAGCAAGCAUCGAAACAUACAAUGGUGCCAAAGCAGAUCUCUGCGACAUCUCAAUGGAGACUCAGAAGGAGUAUAUAGAUAUAUAUACAUACUGCAUUUGCACCGCUCUUGGGCUAGUACGAGAAGUCAGCGAGACAUUGACAGUGAGGCGUGUGUGACUGAAAAGAUUAGUUCUGAGGGAGAGGGAGCCUCAUUCUUCUUUGGGAGUGUAAUGAUACUUCAAGUCAUUUGACUAGCUGUAGUUUCUUUUCGUCGAGUUUUGAUCUCCUUUUUUGUCAACGUUAAUGAUAGUCCCAAUAGAGAUAGGGAGGGAACGUGGAAGGCCAUGUAAACGUUCAUUUGUAGCGAGUGAGAACAUUUGCUGCAUUGUGUUUACUGAUUUGUUAUCACUUUCAGUCUCUGUGGUUUUGGUUCCUGUGAACACCGCUCACAACUCUUUUCGUCACAGGUUUCACAGCACGGGACUAUCACUGUCAUGCUAUGCGACUUUCACUUCAGACCAAAUGAUCCUACUUCGUUUGUCGCUAUUGGUAGAGGAAGCAGAGAUGCAACACUUCGGUACGUGUGCACAUCU
Messenger RNA from Chara braunii, 5150 nucleotides. Lineage: Eukaryota; Viridiplantae; Streptophyta; Charophyceae; Charales; Characeae. The record is from the annotation of a GenBank genome assembly.